GUACUCCAUUUUUUUUUUUUUUUUUUCUGUUCCAAGAAAAGAGGAACAGAAACCGUUCGAUCGAUGGCGGUUCCGUCCGGUUUGAAACCGAUGGGGCACCUCUACCUUUUCGUAGCAGCACUCGACCCACACCCAUCUUCUUAUGCUUUCUUGUUUAUUUAUUUAAUUUUCGUUCUUCUUCUUAGCCCCGCUUCUCAGCCGAAGAGGAUCUACUGCUUUAGUAUUUAUUAAUUUAUUUUUAUUUUUAUCCUCCAAGGUUGCAGUGGGAUGACGGCUUCAAAUCAAGAAUUUGUGUUGUGUUGCAGAUAUACCGCUGCCGUUGGAUAAACUCUCCUUGGGAUGCAUCGAAAGAGAUGGAUUGUCUAGUCCUCAAUGGAAGGGAAAGAAAUGUGUAGUUUUACUGUCAACCGGAAGUUUUAACCCGCCUACGUACAUGCACCUGCGGUGUUUCGAGUUGGCGAGAGAUGCUUUGCGCGCUCGAGAGUUAAUUGUUGUUGGAGGUUACAUGUCGCCCGUAAAUGAUGCGUACAAGAAGAAGGGUUUAGUAGAAGCUAAACAUCGGAUUGCUAUGUGUAAACUUGCUUGCAAAAGUUCUGAUUUCAUUAUGGUAGAUUCAUGGGAGGCAAGUCAAAGCAGCUACCAACGCACAUUGACAGUUCUAUCUCGAGUUAAAACCUUGUUGGGCGAGAGAGCAAAUGUGUCCAUUGAGUCGCUUAAAGUUAUGCUUGUAUGCGGUUCUGACCUGUUAGAAUCAUUCAAUAUUCCCGGAGUUUGGAACCGUGAGCAGGUCAAGACUAUUUGUAGUGAUUUUGGGUUGGUUUGUAUUCGGAGAAGCGGCCAAGAUGUGGAGAAUAUCAUAUCUAAGGAUGAUGUUUUGAAUGAACACAAGGAGAACAUCCUAGUGAUCGAUGAAGUGGUUCCAAACGGUGUAAGUUCAACCGGAUUGAGGGACUCUAUUUCAAGAGGGUUGUCUGUCAAGUACUUGACGGCAGAUGGGGUAAUCGAUUACAUCAGAGAACAUGGUUUAUACAUAACACACCGCGGCUGAGCCCCCCGCCGGUUAGUAACACACUGAGCUCUUUUCAUGCUGUAAAAUAAAUUAUUGCAUAGUAUAAUAAAUUAUUGGCAAUUUUUACCUAAAUAUAUAUGUCCUUUCAGGUUGUUUUGAUUGAUAAUAUGAUAUAAAUUCAUAUGACAUAGCAGUGGUUGAUGUUUUGUCUAUCAUUUUCUCAAUUCUUCAACAGCUUGUAAGUUGAAAUUUGGUUCAGUAACUUUUACAUGGAAAGGGUAUCCAAACAAUAUUAUUAAAUUUAAUCUUGUGAAUUA
Andrographis paniculata is the source of this 1326-nucleotide messenger RNA. RefSeq names its product nicotinamide/nicotinic acid mononucleotide adenylyltransferase. The record is from RefSeq and is a predicted model, not a curated record. Gene Ontology annotation, molecular function: nicotinate-nucleotide adenylyltransferase activity; nicotinamide-nucleotide adenylyltransferase activity. Gene Ontology annotation, biological process: NAD+ biosynthetic process. The transcript has 10 exons. NCBI's taxonomy places the organism in Eukaryota, Viridiplantae, Streptophyta, Magnoliopsida, Lamiales, Acanthaceae. Bases 434 to 1048 code for a protein of 204 amino acids.